AAGAAGAAGAUGAUGAUGAUGAAGAAAUAGCAAUAGACAUGGAAGAUGAUCUGUGUUCGCCCAUAAUCGAGGAGACACAACCAUCGUUCUCUUUAAAACGUCUCGCGCCCAGCAAUACCUACCGAAGCUAUCCCUUUAGUAUAAGAACGAACUUUGAAACCUAUGAUGAAGAAGAAGCAGACGAUAUUCCAUCUCCCAUUGGAAUAGAUGACGGUGAUGAUGAAGAUGAAGCAGAAGAAGAAGAAAACGUACAAAAAGGAGCAAUAAUGGCCGAAGAUACACAAAAGCAUGAUUAUUAUCCGCUGGCUAAAGACACACAACAUUACUUCACCGACUCUGCAACAGCAACUGUAUUGUUGCCUUUAAUUGAAGAGGAAUCAGUAAUAGUAGAACACAACGGAUAUUCAUCAGCCGAAUCCAUAAACCUUGAUGAAUACUUCCAAGAAGUCGAUGAACAAGAUACAUAUGAACAAUGUAACAGGUUGAUUGGUGGUGAUGACGACACGCAAAACUCCAUAUAUCACGCAGCCAACGACGAUAAUGGCACGCAAGACACCGUACCUUAUGCAGCCAACGACGAUAUUGGCACGCAAGACACCGUACCUUACGCAGCCAACGAUAGUGACACACAAGACACCAUACCAUACACAGACAAUGACGAUCAUGAUAUACCGUAUACCAUACUUUACGCAGAUAAUCACGAAAUAGAAGAGGAAAAUGAUGAUGAUAAUCGUACAGUACAAUAUAGUUUCCACGAUAACAAUGAAGUACUUACACCCGAUACAGUUCCGUAUGACUCUUAUGAGGAGCAUCAGGAUGAUUCCAAUACAGUUAAAGCUACCAAUGAUAUACCCCAAUUACAAGAACAGCAUUCUCAUUCUGUCGAUACCACCACUACCAGUAGUCAUAAAGAGCAAAACAGCAACAACAACAAUGUAAAUGAAGUGCAUUCUGAUUUUUCGGCCGAUUUGUCAGAUUUUAAUGAAGAAGAAUGGAUGCAAUUAGAAAGAGUAAUGAGCAAUGCAUCUUCGAAAGACACUUUUUCAAGCUCUCCUUCCUCUGCUACAGCUUUCUCUCUAGUGACUAAUACUGUUACUACUACAACAUCAGCAGCAGCAACAGCAACAUCAUCAGGUAGAACAAAAUCAGUCACUAGCGGUAAGAAAAGAAGAGCCGCGUCUCCUAUACCCGUGCCAACUCAACAGCCACUUAUACGACCAGAAGAGAAACAUGUAUUAAAAACCAUGAACACACUCAAGAAACCCACAACGAUCAUGGAUUACUUUAACCAUCCCAGUAGUAAUGUAAUUAGAGCCAAUGACACACAGAUAGAGGAAGAAGAGGUGGGUAAAGAAUCGACAAUUCCUUAUUUCACAUCAAGCCCUGAGGAAGGAGAAGAUGAAUACUGUAGGAAGAAAAAGUUCAAUGAGGAAACGAUAAGUCAAGCACAGCAGAAGAGAUUUGUUAGGAAAAAACCGCGUAUGGGUUUAUCAAAAAUGGAUCUUGUCCCAAAGAAAAGUAUAUAAAUAGUCUUUGCCAGUUCCCCGCCCCCCCCCUGCCUCUUCUCUUUCAGUCAUGAUUGUUUCAUUCUACUUCCAGUUCUCUCUUUCAAUUAUAUGUUGCUUUAUUAGGGCUCUCAAAGGUAUUUGCUAUAUACGUAUGUAUAUAAAUAAAACGUAAUACAAUGUAUACCACACGCGUCAAUAACCAACCCAGAUAAAGAAGUAUAAAAAUAAACAAACACGGGUUCACUAUAGUUUUAAAAAAUACAAAAUCUGGGUGUUUGAAUUUACCGAUAUUUUUUUUUUUUU
Messenger RNA from Mycotypha africana, 1811 nucleotides. RefSeq lists its product as uncharacterized. The transcript is spliced from 2 exons. NCBI's taxonomy places the organism in Eukaryota, Fungi, Mucoromycota, Mucoromycetes, Mucorales, Mycotyphaceae. The record is from RefSeq and is a predicted model, not a curated record. Bases 39 to 1526 code for a protein of 495 amino acids.